Messenger RNA from Sesamum indicum (sesame), 1182 nucleotides. RefSeq lists its product as uncharacterized. NCBI's taxonomy places the organism in Eukaryota, Viridiplantae, Streptophyta, Magnoliopsida, Lamiales, Pedaliaceae. The record is from RefSeq and is a predicted model, not a curated record.
AGCAACACAAAUUUACAGGGAAAAAUACAUUUCUUUUUGUAAGUUACCUGCUUAAUUUCCUUCAUCGUAUUCAUAGCUACAAAUUCUCAAAGAUUCUUGAGGAAAAGAAAUGGCAGAGCCUGUCGUCAAUGGAGAACAAGAAAAUAAGCAUGUUGACAAUGGAGAUGGAGAAGAAGAAACUAGUUAUGAACAAGACAACAAUGCGAGUAAUUUGGAGACAAACUUGUCUCCCCUUCCGGGGCUUAAUCUUGUUUUGAUCAUGUCUUUUCUCUCGUUAUCCCCAGACGAUUGUUCCAAUUUAGACGAAAACAGAGACAUGGAAACUGGGAAUCACAAUCACAUAGCCAAACAGGGCGGUGUCUCCAGAUCUGAUUUCCAGGCAAGAAGGCGACAAGUGAACCAAUUUCCGGCUUCUGAAAGGCAAACAUCCAAGGUUCAUACUAAGAUAAGGGACUCUAGGCACUGCAGAAGAUUGUGAAUUCUUAAAGCAGGACCUGGUUUAUACGUGAUCAAACCAUCUCAUAUUUGAAUCUCCAACUCCAAGCCUCUUCCCAUUGAACGCAUAGUAAAACGUAGACGAAAACAAACUUCUAUAGUAGCUAGAGUUGUACAGUGCUGCUAGAAGUAACAUGUAGGCAUUACCCUCAUAGGGUAUACAAAAUAUUUAUACUAGAUUCUAUUCAACUAUUGUAAUACGUAACAGAUUGGAUCAGAGUGGUUAGGAUUAGUAAAACUAUCGCUCACUGCUGUUUGCAUAAUAUAUGGUCAAGACAUUCAUUGCAGAAUUGCCGUCCUGCCAGAUAGGUCGAUAAAACGGCUUGGAACGUAGCUUUUAAACAACCUACCGAAUAGACCAUGAAAAACGAGACUUCACGGGAAGAUAGAUGAAAUGAUCUAAAAUGAUUAACAAAACAAUUCCUGAAAAAUAGGUAGAUUUUGUCGAUGGACAAUGCACACCGUACAUUAGCUAGUUACGCACCAAGACCUACAGAUGCUAUUAUUACUCCAUUAUUCUUUGCUAAUACUUAUUUGUGAAAGCAUUUCUACCGAGCAGCUACCCAGAAGAAAAACAUCCUUUCAGAAACAUAUAAACAGAGGACUGAAGGGUCUUCAACUUCUCUGUGUGCAGAGGAGGUCUACAACGUCAAUCUCUUCUCCUCUUUUUGUUGACAAAAAUCACAC